This is a messenger RNA of Polychytrium aggregatum, 3801 nucleotides long. RefSeq lists its product as uncharacterized. The transcript has 14 exons. Bases 160 to 3657 code for a protein of 1165 amino acids. Gene Ontology annotation, biological process: phospholipid translocation; endocytic recycling; post-Golgi vesicle-mediated transport. Gene Ontology annotation, molecular function: ATPase-coupled intramembrane lipid carrier activity; magnesium ion binding; ATP binding. Gene Ontology annotation, cellular component: plasma membrane. Lineage: Eukaryota; Fungi; Chytridiomycota; Chytridiomycetes; Polychytriales. The record is from RefSeq and is a predicted model, not a curated record.
GUCUUGUUCGCUUGGAUCUUGGAUCUUGGGAUCGCCGUCCCUGCACAUCGCCCGCUGCUCGUCACCUGAAAGUCCCGUGCUCAUUGUCAAAAACCUCGACUCCUCGUUGCCCUUGAUUGCCCGUCGCCGCCGCCUGACUGCGUGCCCAGUUCUGCCAUCAUGGGCCUGUUCUCGAGAGUAUCAACGCUGAGGAGGGAGCCCCACGGCCAGCGAAUCAUCCACCUCAACGACCCCAUCAAGAACCAGCAGCAAAAGUUCCUGCACAACAGAAUCUCCACGGCCAAGUACAACGCCGUCACAUUCCUGCCAAAGUUCCUUUACGAGCAGUUCACCAAAUAUGCCAACAUGUUCUUCUUGUUUGUGUCGUGCAUCCAGCAAAUCCCAAACAUCUCGCCCACCAACAAAGCCGGCACGGCGAUUCCACUCUCCAUCGUCAUCAUCUUCUCCGCCAUCAAGGAGAUCUUUGAGGAUGUCAAGCGUCGCCGACAAGAUACUGAGGUCAACAACCGCAUGUCGUGGGCCCUGCAGGGCCAGCACUUUGUCAAAAAGUCGUGGAGCGAUAUCCAAGUCGGCGAUAUCGUUCGCAUCGAAAACUCCGAGUUCUUCCCCGCGGACAUCAUCCUGCUCUCGUCGUCAGAGCCCGAUGGCAUCUGCUAUAUCGAAACAAGCAACCUGGACGGCGAAACCAACCUCAAGAUCCGUCAGGCCCUGCCCGAGACAGCCCACAUGAUCUCGCCGCCUGAGAUUGCGAGAUUCGAAGGCCUUAUUCGCUCCGAGCUGCCAAACAACCGACUGUACACCUACGAGGGUACGCUCUCAACCGCGCAGGGCGACCUGCCCUUGAACCCAACCCAGAUCCUGCUGCGUGGCGCCCAACUCCGCAACACCCCUUGGAUCUACGCCGUUGUUGUCUUUACUGGCCACGAAACCAAAUUGAUGCGAAAUGCCACUGCCACACCGAUCAAGAAGACCAAGGUCGACGGACUCGUAAACACACAGAUCAUCUUCCUGUUCUGCAUUCUGAUUGUGAUGUCGGUGAUCUGCUCCGGUGCCAUGUUUGUGCGCACGCGCAGCGCCAAUUUCGAAAGCCGCAUUCUCCUCUUCGACACCACUUUGAUCGGUUCUUUGAACGUCUUUGGUGGAAACAUCUUGACCUUCAUCAUCCUCUUCAAUAAUCUCAUUCCUCUCAGUUUGAUCGUCACCAUGGAAGUCGUCAAGCUUAUGUUGAGCGCGCUGAUCAACCAGGACCUGGACAUGUUCUACGAGCCCUCGAACACACCCGCGACUGCUCGCACGUCGUCGCUGGUUGAGGAGCUGGGCCAGAUCGACUACAUUUUCUCGGACAAGACCGGCACGCUCACUUGCAACAUCAUGGAGUUCCGCAUGUGCUCUGUUGCCGGAGUUGUCUAUGCCGACGUUGUUCCCGACGACAAAAAGUCCAGAGACGAUGGCGGAACGUCGUACAAAAACUUCCUCCAGCUCAACAACGAUCUCAAGGAAGGCCCGAACUCUGCGUUUUUGAAUGAGUUCUUGACUCUGUUGGCUGUCUGCCACACCGUCAUCCCCGAACGGAGCGACACCGAGCCCGGUGGCAUUGUCUACCAAGCGUCCUCUCCUGACGAGGCUGCCCUGGUCAAGGGCGCUCGCUCACUCGGCUAUGAGUUUGUGACUCGCCGCCCCCGCUCUGUCACGAUCGUGGCCAAGGGCCAGGAGCUGGAAUUUGAGAUCCUCAACAUCUGCGAGUUCAACUCGACGCGCAAACGCAUGAGUGCCAUUGUUCGUGGCCCUGACGGACGAAUCAAGCUGCUCACCAAGGGUGCCGACACAGUGAUCCUGGAGCGACUUGCUCCCAACAAUCCCUUUGUCGACAUCACCACUAUCCACCUGGAAGAGUGCGCCUGUGAGGGUCUCCGUACACUCUGCAUCGCAUACCGCGAAGUCUCCGAAGCCGAAUACAGCGAGUGGAGCAGCAUCUACGACCGCGCGGCCACAACCAUCACCAAUCGGCAGGAGGAGCUCGAUCGCGCGGCCGAGCUCAUUGAGAAGGAUCUUUUCCUGAUCGGCGCGACUGCCAUCGAAGACAAACUCCAGGACGGCGUCCCUGACACCAUCCACACCCUGAUGGAGGCCGGGAUCAAGAUCUGGGUCCUGACGGGCGAUCGCCAAGAAACGGCCAUCAACAUCGGAUACAGCUGCAAGCUCAUUACCGAGGAAAUGCAGCUUAUUGUCUGCAACGAGGAGACGCACUUUGACACCAAGCAGUACCUGCAGAAGAAGCUCGAGAUGAUUCGCGGACCCAAUCCCUCGCCUGGAUUCGAGAACGUGCGUCACUACACAAACCCCUCGGGCUACCAGAAACUCAUGUCGACUCUCGGUGUCAAGCGAGGCAUCAAGAUGAGAAAGGACAUUGACACGAUCUUGGAGCCUCUGGCUCUCAUCAUCGAUGGCCGCACCCUGGACUUUGCCCUUGAAAAGGACAUUGAGAUGCUCUUCCUGGAGCUGGCGACCUUAUGCAAGGCCGUCAUCUGCUGUCGUGUCUCGCCGCUGCAAAAGGCCUUGGUGGUCAAGCUGGUCAAGCGCAAUGUCGAGGGCUCUGUGACGCUCGCCAUCGGCGACGGCGCCAACGACGUCAGCAUGAUCCAGUCUGCACACGUUGGCAUCGGUAUAUCGGGCAUGGAGGGACUCCAGGCCGCUCGUGCCGCUGACUUUGCCAUCGCUCAGUUCCGAUUCCUGCGCAAGCUUCUGCUUGUCCACGGCGGAUGGGCCUACUCACGCCUGAGCAAGUUGAUCUUGUACAGUUUCUACAAGAACAUCACCAUGUACACCAUUCAGCUGUGGUUUGCGAUUGACAACGGCUUUUCUGGACAGACCCUCUUCGAGUCCUGGACCCAGGCGUCCUACAACGUUGCCUUUGCCGUCCUGCAGCCCCUGGUCCUGGGUGUCUUUGACUGCUACGUCAGCGCCCGUAUGCUGGACAAGUACCCCCAGAUCUACAAGCUCGGCCAGCGAUCCGAGUUCUACAACCACCGCACCUUCUGGGCCUGGAUCAUCAACUCGUUCUUCCACUCGCUCGUGCUCUACUGGAUGAUGUCAUGCAUCUACGGCGAAGGCAACCUGCUGGGAUCGGGUUUGAUGGGCAACCUGUGGCUGCUCGGCCAGUCGGUCUACACCGUCGACUUGCUGACCAUCACAUGGAAGGCAGCGAUCAUCACAGACACCUGGGUCAGCUACACCUACAUUGCCUACCUCGGUAGUAUCGGUCUGUGGUUCACGGGCUUCCCGCUGUGGUCGUUGGUGGGCCCACUCAUCGGCAUCAGCGACGAGCUCACUGGUCUAGCUGCCCCGAUGUUUGGCAAUGCGAGCCUCUGGUUCUCCAUCCUGGUCGUGCCGAUUGCCGCCGUGCUGCGUGACUUUGUCUGGCGAUACGUCCGACGAACGUACUUCCCCAAGUCGUAUCACAUCAUCCAGGAGAUCCAAAAGUUCAACGUUCCAGACUACCGGCCCCGCCAGGAGUGGUUCCGCAAGGCUGUGCACAAGGUCCGCCAGAUCCAGCGUUUGCAGCGCACUCGUGGCUUUGCCUUCUCGCAGAACGAGAGCGGCCAGGCCAACCUCAUCCGUGUCUACGACACCACCCGACGAAAGCCCACGGGCAUGUAGUGCCCAACCCCAUGCGCGCGUGGAAACCAGUUGGGUCGGCUCAUGGAGGUCAGCCAGCGGGAUUGCAAGUUCCCAUGCGUCUGUCCAGCCGCUCUGGUCCCCAGUCCGAUCCACCUGUGCCGUUGUCGGCGACUCUGCCGGCUG